AUGGGAUACAAACCAUUUGGAUUCAGAAUGCAAGCUCCUCGGCAACAGUUUCUUCGCCCGUGUUGGAUGAACUUUUGGGGACAAUUCAAAAAACAAAACAAUAAUGGUUUCUCUUUACAAACCUAUCAACCGGGCAUGUGCACUCAUAUCAUCCUUGAGCUUGAAUGGCUUCAAGAUGAGAUCACAGGAAGAAGCCCAACUCCAGUAAUGACUCCUGAAUCAACAAGCCUUCAAUGUGAAAAGAUUCGAAAAUUGAUUUCAACCGUUGGCUUACUCGAACUGCAAUCAUGGACCAGUAAUUACUGUGAAUUUAUCGAGCUUUUCACUGAUGGAAUGACUUGUGGAGAGGUGUUGAGCGUCGUUAAGUCAUGCACCGCCAACAUUGCCACAGUCCCUAAAGACAACUGGGCUUCGACAAAUUUCAUCGAAAAGCUCAGCAAGCUGAAAUUGAUCGAUCCGGAAGUGAAAGUCUUGCUCUCGAUCUCACCAAGAACUUUUGGACCGUUUAUUUUCAAUGAGUUGAUGAAUUCUACGCGAAGAACCGAGUUCAUUCAUGCUGCUGUGGGGUACAUUGGAGGGAAAAUGGAUGGAUUGGCCCUGGAUUGGGAUCAUUCUGUUUGGGACAAAGAGAGUUACACUUCUUUUGUGCAGGAACUCAAGUUCACAAUGGACGAGCUGCAGACUCUGACUCCUGGACAAUCCUUUGAGAUGGCUCUGAUUCUUCCGGGUGAUAAACAAUCACUAGUUGAAGCAUAUGAUAUGAAAAAUCUAUGGGGAGGUGUUUCCUUUGCUGUGUUGAUGCCUUUCAAUAUAUCCAAUUUGUGGUCAAAGGAUUUGACAAUUUGGGGUCAAAUGGAAGCGGCGCAAUAUUGUAUCGAGCAAGGUUUCUUAUCGAAUAAACUUGUUUUUGGUGCCGCUACUUUUGGCUAUGGAUGGAAAAUUUCCGAAUGUGGUGAGAUCGAAAAUGCGACUUCGAAAGAUGUUGGUGCAACGAUUCCCUCAUACUCUGAAAUCUGCGAUUUGAUUGAAAAUGGCACCUAUACUGUCAUGCGCAAUCAGGAAACCGACUUCGCUUUUCCGUAUUUGAUGUCCAAGAAUCCCUUGAACCCAACUUUACACCCAUUGCUGAAGCGCACGUUGUCAGAAAUCUACGCAAAGAUCGAUCUCACUUUUUCGAUGAACGAUGAAGAUUUGGAGCAUUACUACACGGAUGAGACUACGAUCAUCAAUAUGGUCCACUACGUAAAACAAUCAAAUUUCGGUGGAAUCAUGAUGAUUCAGCCGCAAUUCGACGAUGUGCUCGGAAGCUGCGCAACGAUUGAUGAUCGACCUGGCCAACCCUUUCCCCUCACCAGCAUUGUCGCUUGGGAACUUGGUGGCAUCAAAAUCGGCCAAACUGAACACAUUGAGCAAGAUUUUUUCGACAAC
Messenger RNA from Mesorhabditis belari, 1428 nucleotides. Lineage: Eukaryota; Metazoa; Nematoda; Chromadorea; Rhabditida; Rhabditidae. The record is from the annotation of a GenBank genome assembly.